Messenger RNA from Drosophila takahashii, 957 nucleotides. Lineage: Eukaryota; Metazoa; Arthropoda; Insecta; Diptera; Drosophilidae. The record is from RefSeq and is a predicted model, not a curated record.
UUUACCUAGCAGUUAUUGUCUCAGUUAAUUUUGUUUUUGCAUUCUCCGUUUAUUGGAUAUUGGUUACAAGUUGAGUGAUAGUUUAAAUUAAUGGAUAAAGAUAAAUACGUUAUAAGUAAUGAACCCAAUGAAACGCUUUUCCUUUUUUUACCAUGCAAGGCGCCAGGAAUUGUUGACCUUGGUAUUCCGAAUAAUAAUGAGCCAUCCCCUAAAAACGAAUCAAAUAGUUUAGUGAUUUCCACUCAGGCUAAGCCAACUAAGGUUUUCCAUUGCGAAGAGCAAGCUGAUCCCACAUCCCAAGGAUCAUUAGUCGUUGAAGACGCAGCGGAAGAAUCACUUGAAGAAAGUCAGCAGGAAUUCAUUGACAUUUACGAGGAGGUUAGUAGAGUGAGGCUGCGCGUAAAUCGGCUCAAUCAGCUACUAGGAGGCAACAUACCUGAAUGCAAAAAUAUUGAUAUCUGCAAACAAGAACUUAUAUUUUUGUCCAAGGCCGACGAAGUCCACACCGAGAUUUUUCAGAUGCAAAUUGAUAAUAAUAAACUGGGUCAUCAAAUGACUCAGCUGCUAUCGGUCCGAAAAUCAGCAGAUCUGGCAAUUAAUAUGGUCCGAAAUGAUCAGUGCAGGAUCAAGAAAUUAUGUGAUCAAUUCCAGAGGAGAAUUCAGGAGCUUGACUCCUUUAAACUUAAGUCGGAGAAACACCAAGGAUUGUGCCUGCAACGAUUUCGGUUUUUGGAAGAGGAAAAAUACUGUGGCAGGGAAUUCGAUAAAUAUAUACACAAAACGGCAGAAUCGAUAAAAAAUAAUAAUAGUAAGCAGGUAAUUAGGAAUGAAUAUGACCCUAUAAGGAUAGAAGCCUUUAAAGUGAUAAAUUAUUUGAAGAGGGCGUCGGAAAGUUUACGAGAUCAUCUGUCCGAUGAGAUAAGUAAGAAAAAACAAGAACUCUUCCAGAACGUAUAA